UUUUUUGCUUUAUGAUCUGGCAACUCGUGACGUCACACACGGGGGGAAGCGAAAGUUGGCGCGUAAAAAUCAGACCGGCGUGACUUUUCAGACCCGCGUCAAACCCGCACUAAACCCGCACUAAACCCGCACUAAACCCACUGCGCGGCGUCCUGCGUGCACCAUGUCCACCUCGUCCGUGUCCCGCGGCUGCUUCGUCUUCAAACCGAGCUCCAAAAAGCGGAAACGCGUCGGAACCGAGACGCAUUUUACGCGCGGCUGCGAAGAGAAAGACGCGGGCGGCGCGCUGCGGUACAAACUCUGCCGCGACCUGUGGGACCAGAUCCUCCGCGACACCGAGUCACUGCAGGACGAGCUCCACAGAAACAUCCUGGACUCGCUUCUGGAUUUCACGCGUAAAUCUUCCCCCUCUGCGCAUGCCCAGUGCGUCUGGACCGCGCAGAUUCGGGCCAGCGAGAUCCCGACGGCGGCGCUGAUGCUCGGCGUCAACGUCCCGGACCACGACGCGACGUUCCAGAGUCUGUCGGAGCUUCUGCGUCGCUCCGUCACGCCGCACGUCGCCUCCCUGCACGCCAAGGAGUGCGCCACGCUGAAACAUGCGCUCAAACGCGUCCUGGAGCGCAUCAUGGACGGCGUCGGCGUGGCUCUGGACGACGACGACGAAGAAGGUGGAGAAAGUGACGCUCCGAAACUGGGCAGAGGCGUGCAGUGCUCCUUCGGGACACUCUGCGAAUGGUACAAGGCUAAAAACAAACAAAAAGAUCACGCUACGGAAAGACGUGACGCAAAUCCUCCCGUCGUCGUCAUUUUCAAAGAUUUAGAAUCGUUCAGUCCGAAAGUUCUGCAAGAUUUCAUCCUGAUCUGCAGCCGCUACGUGUCGCAGCUCCCCCUCGUGUUUAUUUUCGGCAUCGCGACGUCCCCGAGCACGAUCCAGAACAUGCUGCCGCACUCCGUCUCGUCGCUUCUGUGCAUCGAGCUGUUCCAUUCGCUGUCGUGCACGCAGCAUCUCGCCACCGUCAUCGACAAGUUCAUCCUCGACGCCAAGUUCCCGUUCAGGCUGAGCGGGAAAGUCCUGCAGGUCCUCGUCAGCGUCUUCCUCUACCACGACUUCUCCGUGCGGAACUUCGUCAAGGGCCUGCAGGUGGCGCUGCUGGAGCACUUCCACUCGCAGCCGCUGAGCGUCCUCUGCUGCCCCAAGAACGUCGCCCUGGAUCUCGUCGAACACCUGCAGAGGAAAGAUCUGGAGCGGAUUCGCCGGCUCCCGUCGUUCAGGAGUCACGUCCAGAGUCUGAGCGCCGAAGAACGAGACGAGCUGACGACGAGAGACGACGCUUUGAGAGAAGAAUGUAAAAAGAUGAUCAAAUCUCUUCACAGGUAUCAUAAGACGUUCUUCCCGGUUCUUCGGUGUCUCCACGCGCUCACGUCGACGCUCCCUCGGUUUCCGUUGGGGAAGCAGAUCCGGGAGCUUCUGCUGAUCUGUCUGGAGAGGAGAGUGUGGGAGGGAGAGGAGUACGGAGUCGCCCUGAAGCUCCUCCGGAUGUUCUCCAGAGACCAGCUGGAGGCCGGAGUCCAGAGGUGCCUCCAAGUCCUGGACCCAGAGAAGUCCAAAAGGAUGAAACGAGCCAAAGUCCAACUCCAAGAUCUGCUCUCCAGGAUGAAAGAUCUGGACCUGAACGCGACAGGAAGCACACCUGCUCAGGACUCGGAGUCGAUCGUCACGUCGCCGCUGAAAAACCUGCAGAAGAAAACCGACCUGUUCCAGCUGCAGAAAACUUUACUGGAAAUGCACGAAACGCGACGCACCAAGAAGCUGAGCCCCUUCGAGCUCCUGCGAAACGAAACGGUGGAUCUGCUGGACGCUCUGGUCCGAGCUCACCUGGCCCCGCCCGAGUCCCAGCCGCUCCACGAGGUCCUGUACUACCGCUCGUCCUCCACCGUGAGGCGCCACCUCAACGCCGCGCCGCGCACCUCCAUCCAGGCCGCGCUCGCCGACCCCGACUUCUACCUGCGCCCGCAAAACCCCGCCCCCGACCGCCCCCGACCCGCCCCCGACAUCUGCAUCGCCUACAGGCUCCACCUGGAGUGCGGCCGCCUCAUCAACCUGGUGGACUGGCUGGAGGCGUUCGGGACGGUGGCGGCGGCGGCGGAGGCGGCGGCGGAGGGGGCGGAUCCCGACGACGAGGAGGAGGAGUUCGGGAAAGUGGACGAGGUGAAGCAGGCGCGGUUCAUCCAGGCCGUGUCCGAGCUCGAGUUCCUCGGCUUCGUCAAGUCGACGAGGCAGAAGACGGAUCAUGUGGCGCGGCUCACGUGGGGCGGCUGCUGAAAAACAACAAAACAAACAAAUAAAUAAACA
Molecule: messenger RNA, 2353 nt
Organism: Boleophthalmus pectinirostris (great blue-spotted mudskipper)
Lineage: Eukaryota; Metazoa; Chordata; Actinopteri; Gobiiformes; Gobiidae
Gene: orc3
Product: origin recognition complex, subunit 3
Biological process (GO): DNA replication initiation; DNA replication
Cellular component (GO): nuclear pre-replicative complex; nuclear origin of replication recognition complex; DNA replication preinitiation complex
Molecular function (GO): DNA replication origin binding
Source: RefSeq, a predicted model, not a curated record